Messenger RNA from Rotaria sordida, 498 nucleotides. Lineage: Eukaryota; Metazoa; Rotifera; Eurotatoria; Philodinida; Philodinidae. The record is from the annotation of a GenBank genome assembly.
AUGUUUCUCACUGUUUCUGAUCAAUCGAGUACUGUUCUUCAAAUUCUUUUAUAUAUAAAUAUUCAUUAUACAAUAUUUUGGUUUAUUCUUGAAAUUUCUCUUUUUAUUUUUAAAUAUUAUCAUCUACCAUAUGCAACAAGUGCAUUUGGUCUAGAAAUGGCAAUUAUAUUUAUGUUAUGUUUAAAUGAAUUUCUUCGAGAAUAUUUUGGUAUGAAAGGAAAUUUAAUGUUAAAAUCUAUUCUUUUAAUUAUUUUUAUUUUAUAUGGAUUUUUUUCUAUAAUUGGUUUUAUUUUCUUUCUUAUUUUACAAUCAUAUACACAACGUGUAGAAAUUCUGCUCUCAGCUAUUAGUUUAACAUUAAUUACAUUUGAAACAUUAUUCAGUAUUAUAACACUUAUUCUUAAUAAUCGAGCAAUGCCUGUUUUAUCAAAACAAGAAAAAAUUAAACGAGUAAAAGAAGCUCAAAGUCGAUUUGAAUCAUCAAUAAAAACUGAAUAA